AUGGGAUUCAAAGAGCAACAGAUUUGUCUAACUCAGAGGAAGAUCUCUGUUCUUAUAGUAUUAGCAUUCAUACCAGCUGCUAUGUUUCGUCUAUGUUUUAAUAACCCGUUCUCAACCAUUGAUGACACCACUCUCCAAGACUCUAAGGCACACGUCUUGAUCACUAACUACUCUUCUUCUUCAACUCAAGAAAAAGAAACUUUAUGUGAUUAUACGAAAGGGAAAUGGAUCAAAGACGAGAUGGGUCCACUCUACAAUGGCUCAAGCUGCGGAACAAUCAAAGAAGGUCAGAACUGCUUACGUCAUGGAAGACCAGAUUCUGGUUAUCUUUAUUGGAAAUGGAAACCGAACCAAUGCGAUAUACCGAGAUUCAACGCUAACCGGUUUCUUGAUCUUAUGAGAGACAAACAUCUAGCUUUUGUCGGAGACUCCAUGGCUAGAAACCAGCUUGAAUCUCUUAUAUGUCUCCUCUCCACCGUCUCUAGCCCUCAUCUUGUUUAUUCAUACGAAGAAAAUAGAUUCAGAAGAUGGCGUUUUGAGUCUCACAACGUUACGGUCUCGGUUUACUGGUCCCCGUUUCUUGUGGCCGGUUUAGAGAAAUCUGGAAAGCUAGACCAUAACAUAUUGCACGUAGACCGUGUUGACGAGAGAUGGGGCAAAGAUUUAGAACGGUUCGAUACGGUUAUAAUCUCCGUGGGACAUUGGUUUUUACAUCCAGCGGUUUACUACGAGUCCGGUUCGGUUCUCGGAUGUCAUUCUUGCGAAGCAAGCAACUGUACCGAGAUAGGGUUUUUCGAUGUGUUUAGAAAAGCGAUAAGAACCACGUUGAAAGCCGUUUCCGGGACCCACCGUGAAGUUCUCUUAACGACGUUUUCGCCUUCUCACUUCGAAGGCCGAACUUGGGAUAGUCUUGACGCGUGUAACAUGACGGAGCCGUACGAAGACGGGAAAGUUCUAGAAGGUUUGGACUUGGAGAUGCGGCGGAUAGAGAUGGAGGAGGUUACUGCGGCUAAAGAAGCUGCGGAGGUGAGGUUGGAGGCGUUGGAUGUGACGGAGAUUUCGGUGUUGAGACGUGACGGACAUCCUGGUCCGUACAUGAACGAGUUCCCGUUCAAGAACGGUGUACCGAAGAGGGUACGUAAUGAUUGUUUGCAUUGGUGUUUGCCUGGUCCGGUUGAUACGUGGAAUGAGAUUAUGAUAGAGAUGUUGAGGCGAUGGAGGAACUGGAAUAAUGCUGAAACUUAUAAGCUAAUCUCCUGUAUCCAACAAGUGAUAUUUUCUCUAGUCAUCUGA
Eruca vesicaria subsp. sativa (arugula) is the source of this 1293-nucleotide messenger RNA. NCBI's taxonomy places the organism in Eukaryota, Viridiplantae, Streptophyta, Magnoliopsida, Brassicales, Brassicaceae. The record is from the annotation of a GenBank genome assembly.